AUGCCUCUCUUCGGCGGUAGCUCUUCCUCUUCGUCCUCCUCCUCCGGGAACUCCGCAUCGUCCGAUGCUACCUCCGCGGAGCUGAAGUCGGCCCUCAUGCAGCAGGUGCAGGCUGAGGCUGCCCUGAACAACGCCCGGGCCCUGAUGACCAAAAUGAACGAGAACUGCUUCGACCGAUGCAUCCCGAACCCAGGCUCCUCGCUCUCCUCGCAGGAGUCCACGUGUCUGUCGACGUGCAUGGAGAAGUACAUCUCGAUGUGGAACACCACCAGCCGGGCAUACAUCGCGCGCAUCGGCAGGGAGAGCAAGAAGAUGGGCGGUGGAGUGGAUGCCGGGACCCUGGCCUCCUUGGGUACGCCGUCAAGCUAA
Rasamsonia emersonii CBS 393.64 is the source of this 369-nucleotide messenger RNA. RefSeq names its product Mitochondrial intermembrane space translocase subunit Tim13. The record is from RefSeq and is a predicted model, not a curated record. The transcript is spliced from 2 exons. Bases 1 to 369 code for a protein of 122 amino acids. NCBI's taxonomy places the organism in Eukaryota, Fungi, Ascomycota, Eurotiomycetes, Eurotiales, Trichocomaceae.